CUCUCUCUCUCCCUCAGGCGCACUGUUUCAGUGCAGCCUCGUCCGACGGAGGGUCUACUCUGCUCUUAACCUCCCUGUCUGUCAUUUUUCGAACGUCUUCAAGUCCACAACUGAUUUUCCUCUCUGGUAAACAGUUCCAAUAAUUUUCUCACGAUGUCGACCACCCUGCAGGCGGAACCCGAGAGGAGACCUCGAGGGGGAUCCGUCAUAAGCAUGGUGGAGUCCGAAAAACGGUCCAGAGGAACGUCCAUCAUAAGCAAUGCCAUCUCGGGCUUCUCCGUCCAAGUCAGAGUAUUCGAGGACAGCCGUCUCAAGGGCCUCACCUUCACGAUGACCUCCUUCUUCAUGGUGGCGCAGAUGGCCGGGGCUGGCUUUGUGGCUCUCCCGAGGGCCCUGGCUGACACAGGCUGGCUGGGAAUACCCAUGAUGUUGAUCUUCUGCGUGAGUGUGGGGUUCGCCGGCAGCAGGCUCGGCAAAUGCUGGCUCAUGCUGGAGGAGAGAUGGGACCAGUACAAGGAACCAGUGAAGCAGCCUUACAUGGAGAUGGCCUACAGGAGUCUGGGGAUUGUCGGAAGACGGAUAGCCCUGGCCGCUGUGCUCUUCAAUCUGUACGGCAGUACGACCGUCUUCAUCAUCCUGAUCUCGGGCAUGAUGGUUGCCAUGGGCGUGCCCCUGUCGACCUGUGAGCUCGUGUUGAUAGUGGGCGUCGUCUUCAUACCCCUGACAUGGCUGGGAACACCGAAGGAUUUCUGGCAGACGGCCGUGAUCGCAGUAGUGUCUACAAUCUUUGCCUGUGUGACCAUCAUAGUGAUGAUCGUCUUGGAAAAAGAGUCUGUCGUGGACCCCUGGUACCCGAACCCGACAGCCAUCAGCCUCUCGCUAGGAUUUGCGGCCAUCCUCUUCGCCUUCGGCGGGGCUGCCGUCUUCCCCACCAUCCAGAAUGACAUGAAGGACAGGGCUCAGUUCGGCAAGAGCAUCAUCGUGUCCUUUGUCAUUAUUCUGUGCUUGUACUUGCCCUUGUCCGUGUCGGGUUACGUUAUACUUGGAAACGACGUGGCGGAUAACGUGUUCCUGUCUGUCUCCAUGGGGAUCGCCACUCAAAUAGCCAUUGCUCUCCAGAUCAUCAAUCUUCUGAGUUCCUACAUCGUCAGUUUUAAUCCAGUGGCCCAGUCCUUGGAGGAAAUGCUUGAAAUACCGAAUGAAUUCGGCUGGAAACGGGUCCUCCUAAGGUCCGGUCUCGUCGUCGGCCAGAUCCUGAUCUGUCUGGCCAUCCCGAGUUUCAGCAAGAUCCUCAACCUGAUCGGAGGCUCCUGCAUCACUCUGUGUACCUUCGUGUAUCCGCCUCUCAUGUACAUCAAGCUCAUGGAUAUGGAGGGCCCUUGGCCCAAAAGGGAAAUCCCUUUCUGGGAACGGGUCUACUUAAUCGAAAUCAUGAUCGUCGGGGUCAUCGGCGGCAUCUGUUCCACUGUCUCUGCCCUGGCAGCCAUCUUGGCCCCUGGUUCCUUCGCCGAGACCUGCUUCACCAACUUCUUCGGCGUCAUAGAAUGAGGCGUCAGCCAGCAGCGCCAUCGAGCAGCAUGCAUGACGUCACAGCCUCCCACAAGAUCAGCAAGACCCCCUUCACACUUUCCACGUAUUAUUGUAUCAUUCGAGUGUUUGUGGAGUUGGCGACCCGUGCAGGACUUUAUUUUUAGGUGUCACGCAUGAAACGUCAACAAAAUCCUCACACAGAUUCGAUGUUAGUGUCUAAUAUGAAAUAUCUUUGCGCCAUUCAUUUUGAAACUGCAUGAAUUUGACUCGCAACUUUUAACUAGAUUCUUACAAAACGAGUGACAUUAUAACCUCGGAUUUUUUUCACUUCCACAUCCACUAUUAUGGUACAACCUUCCUAUUCUCUUUGGUGUUCCCUUUUCAUCGCCAUUAUUGGAUAUUGAGUCAUUUUCAUCAUCGCUUCAUUUCACUGACUCUCCAUCGCCCCUCAUCGUAUCGGUAUGGUCAUCAUUAAAGUUGUGAUCCACUUAUAGAAUGGAUAGAUAAGACCUUUAUUUAUCACA
Molecule: messenger RNA, 2054 nt
Organism: Macrobrachium nipponense
Lineage: Eukaryota; Metazoa; Arthropoda; Malacostraca; Decapoda; Palaemonidae
Exons: 9
Coding region: 154-1548 (464 amino acids)
Biological process (GO): amino acid transmembrane transport
Cellular component (GO): membrane
Molecular function (GO): amino acid transmembrane transporter activity
Source: RefSeq, a predicted model, not a curated record